AUGGGCUAUAAGAUACGUUUUAUUGAUCCAUUAUCACAACUCAUUUCUACACCCAUUCCAGUGCCAGGAACACAACAGGAACCAACUGUGCCCUCUCUUUUUGCCAUGAACGCCAGGGCAUUUUCAAGAGCACUCGGUGACUUGGAGGAUGCAGUUGCGAGUAUCAGAGACAUCGGCGAUGAGGAGCAUAGCAGCUAUAAGACCAAGAGUAUGGGUAGCAGCAGCAAUGACAGGAUCAGGAAUUACAAUAGAAGCAGCAGUAACAAUGACACCAAGAAGGGUGGAAACAACAACAGUGGUAGCCAUCUGACCCUAGAAAGCUCGCCGACUUUGGGAACAGGUUUAAUAUCAGGGUACAACAGUGGUUACCUUGCUAGUACUUUGAGCGUCAACUCUAGUCAAAACCGUACCUACAGCUUUGAUUACACUAAUAGCAACAGUAGCAACAUUAUCAACAACGAUUACGCUAGAUGCUUUAGCAAAUAUGAUAACAAGUGUAAGAAUAAUAAUUCAACUUCAGGACGCCGUCGAUUCUCUUUCUUGGCUGGUUUUAUGCCCUCAAGGCGAUUGACUCUUGAGAAUUCGACAUUAAGGUCCAAGAUCACAGAACUGGAGCGAUAUCUCCAAGGGCUCAAACAAGAAUUGCUCUUGACUCAUCAACGUCGAGAUUUUCAAACGAAGGAAUCAGAGGCCCGACAUCAAUUGGAGAUCCAUGAACUGGAACAGCUAAUUCAACACUAUGAGGCGAACCUAUUGCAAAAACAGGUAGUAUUGGAGGACUUGGAGAACCAGUUAAAGCACCAGGCUCGAGAACAGAUCACAAAGUUAAAGCGGAUCACGUUGUUGGAGCGUGAGAUCGUGGAGAUGAAACGUAUGUCGACAUUGAGUGCUGGUAGCACUGUUAUUGGCGGCAGUACUAUUAUUGGUGAUGGUAAUAAUGGUAGUAGUGGUAGUAAUAGUAGUAGAAGUAGUAGUGGUAGUAGUAGUAGCAGUGGUAGUAGCAGUCAUGGCCACGAUGAUUAUGAUGAAGGCACACUUUUAUUCUCCAGCAUCAGCAAUAAUAGUGGCAAGAGUCAUAGAAGAUACAGUUAUAGUCAUGAACUAUUCAAUCAUUGGUCUCAAGAUAAAGAGCAGGAGUUUCAACAACAACAACAGCAACAAGAACAACAACACAGUAUGGAGAAGAGCAACAGGAACAGCUCAGUCUUCAUCGAGAGUGCACAACUAUCAUCAUCACUAUCCUUAUCAACCUCAUCAUCGUUGUCGUCAUCUUCACCAGUUUUUACUUCAGCCCUGUCAACAUCAGCAUCAACUAGAAGCAAUCAUAGUUCCAGAAAAGGAGAAAAAGUUAAAGCAUUAGCCCUUAUUCAACAACUUGAAGACGAAAAUAAUCGUAAAGAUGAGCGGAUACAACAAUUGUUGACAACUAUCGAAAGACUGGAUGCGGCUGUGUCGCGUAUAGAACAAGUGGAGCAGCAACAACAAUGUCCAAAAGUCAGCAGCAUCAACAGCAUCAGUACUAAUAAUAGCGACAUCAAACAUCUAGUUAUGCAUCUUCUGUAA
Lobosporangium transversale is the source of this 1563-nucleotide messenger RNA. RefSeq lists its product as hypothetical. The transcript has a single exon. Lineage: Eukaryota; Fungi; Mortierellomycota; Mortierellomycetes; Mortierellales; Mortierellaceae. The record is from RefSeq and is a predicted model, not a curated record. The coding region runs from base 1 to 1563 and encodes 520 amino acids.